Molecule: messenger RNA, 2565 nt
Organism: Eremothecium sinecaudum
Lineage: Eukaryota; Fungi; Ascomycota; Saccharomycetes; Saccharomycetales; Saccharomycetaceae
Gene: SPC110
Product: Spc110p
Exons: 1
Coding region: 1-2565 (854 amino acids)
Source: RefSeq, a predicted model, not a curated record
AUGUUCUCAAAAAUAGGUACUCCUGCUGAUAGUCAGCACAAGAAAUAUGAGUUCACUCCGAUAGGCCACCUUCAGGAUAAGGAAAACAUGGAUGCCCAAAUAAUGCGUCAGGCGAAAAGAGCUUCGAUAGAUGAGAACGAUUCUUUUACGGAGAAUAGUGCUACAAAGAAGUCCCGUGUUGCUGAUGAAACUAUUACUUCUCAGAGGUUAUUUAAUGAUACUUCAUUCGAUGACACUAUUCCAGAACAGAGUGUACAUUCUAUUUCAAGAUCUAAGAAAGAUCCAGUACCGGAUUUGAUUACUAUCGAUUCUAAGGGAAACUCAGAUUUAGGGUCAAAUCCCCUCAAGGAACAACAGAAUACUUUGCAGAAGUUGACUAUGGAAAAUUACAGUCUAAGAGUGAAAUGUAAUAGUUUGUUGAAAUUUUUGAAUAAUGUAUCUGAUGAUGGUCAACUAAGACAAAGCCUUGAAGUGCUUGACGAAUUACAAGAAUGGAAAACGAAACACCAUGAGUUGAUACAGAGGUUUCGAGAGUUGCAGCUAAAGUUUGAUGAGCUAGAUCAAAGAGAUAUUGAACAGCCUGUUAUGGUGGAAGAUCACUCUUCAUGCGAAAAACUUCGUAACGAAUUGGAGUUGUCAUUGGCUGGCACUAAUGAGCAACUUAACAAGCUACGCAAGCACAUUAAGAUGCUUGAAGGCAGUUUGGAAAGUACCAAAAAGGAACAUUCGGAAAAGGAACUUCAGCAUACCAUGAAUAUUGAUAUGCUAAAAAGCGACAUUAAUCAACUGCGAUACAGUCUUAGUUCCAAGGAAACUGCAUUAAAAGAGGCAGAAGAGAAGAUACAAAGACUAGUAAAUCAAUUACAGGAGUAUGAUCAUGAUAGCGGAGCUCUGUUGGAGUUAGAGAAGAAGAUUGACGAGAAAAACCAAGGUAUCCAGAACUUAGAGACAAGAUUGCAAGAGUUGAGUCACCAGAGACAGUCUCUAGAGAGGGAGCUUCGAGCUUCUGAAAGUGCUCUAUCAGAAUUGAGAGAUGAAUAUGAGGGUUACAAAGUGUCUUCAAAGGCAAAGCUGGACAGCUUUACCAAGACUGCCUCUUCCGGCGAGAAUAUCUUGCGCGAAAAGAUAAAUUCGUUGGAGGAAGAAAGCCGCAAAUUAAAUGAACUUAAGAGUUACCUUGAGGAACAAAACAAACUUUUAAAGGGUGACUUGAAGCAGGCGGAAUCACGAAUAGAACUCCUAGAAAGCGAACGUGAGAGGAUCUUGACUGGGCGGCAGGAGGCUUUAGAUAAGCUCAACUCCGAACAACUUAAAAUCCAAGAUUUGAACGCUGAAGUGAUCAAACUUCGAGAGAUCGUGUCUAGAUUAGAAACUGAAAACGGCUCUUAUAAACGGCGCAUUGGGCAAUAUGUGAGAUCUUCUCCUAGUCGAAAAGCAGCACAGGAAGAAGUAGAAAAGAAAGAGCGCGAAGUUGCGACUUUAAGGACUACUUUGCGUGAUUUAGAACAGCUGACAAGCCAAUCGAAGCGUGAACUAGAAGAUGUUAAGCUGCAGCAUAAAAGAGAGUUGAUGGCUUUGCAAUCCAAGUUGGAUGACUUGAAUUCGGAAAAGCCUUUAGAACAAAACCGUCUACAGAAGGAAAUCGACAUGCUAAAACUCGAACUCAGAUCUAUCCAAGACACGAAGCAACGAGAGAUCCGUAUGUGGGAAACAAAAUGUGAAUCUCUAAAAAACACUUAUGAACAGUUAUUGAAAGAAAAUGGGACUAGUGAAUUCGAACGUCUUAUGGAUGAAAGGCGACAGGAAUUCAAAGCUUUGAUGAAGCGCUAUAAUGAUCUAACAUCAGAGAACAUUAGUUUAACAAAGGAACUGAACAAGCAAAAGACCCACAAGGAAUCGUAUAAAGAGGACUUGAAAAAGGUUCAGUCAAGGCUUGAGUUCAUCACCAAGGAAUUUGUCAAACUAAAGGAAAACACUGCCGACACCAAAAUCCCUUCAGAAGAUCUCAACGCUAGGUGGCAGGAGAAGUACCAAAGCAUGAGAACCAAGCUUCUAAAUGAAAUAAAGUCCCUACAAGAUGAAAACAUAGAAUUGGAAAAGCAACUAUUGGACAACAACCACCAAGUCGGCUCCAAGGUAUUGGGCGCCGCACCCGCCACAACAAUUCCAGCCAAUGCAAGCAGUGCAUCGUGGCAAGAUAGGGCUGACUACUAUAGGCUAAAAUAUUACAAUGAGGUCAAGAGGAACAAUGACUUAAAGGUGGUAAAUGAAUACUUGAACCGCGUCUUAAAGGCAAGUUCACAACACGUAAAACUCGACAUCCUCAAACUAGAGAACGAAGUGCAGCCUCUCCUAAAUUCCACCUACGCUGAUAAUUACGACUACCCACUCUUCCCAUCAUACAACGUAAGAAGAACUACGCGUCUCAAUUUCAAAAGUGUCGCUCUUCUGGUUCUCGCUUGCGUCAGAAUGAGUAGAGCGUCCGCAAAACGAAGGUGGGACCAACAGAGAUUAAACUACUUGCAAAGAAAGAUCGCCCUAGGCGAAGAAAGGCUUACCUGGUAG